This is a messenger RNA of Ficedula albicollis (Collared flycatcher), 3476 nucleotides long. It is a transcript of the gene TAF1D, whose product is annotated as TATA-box binding protein associated factor, RNA polymerase I subunit D. Gene Ontology annotation, biological process: regulation of DNA-templated transcription. NCBI's taxonomy places the organism in Eukaryota, Metazoa, Chordata, Aves, Passeriformes, Muscicapidae. The transcript has 16 exons. The record is from RefSeq and is a predicted model, not a curated record. The coding region runs from base 347 to 1423 and encodes 358 amino acids. Gene Ontology annotation, cellular component: nucleus; nucleoplasm; RNA polymerase transcription factor SL1 complex.
GCCAUCCGCGCUGCCGGGGCCCGGGACCGAGGGGCUCGGGGGUGGAGGGACACUCCGGGCGAUGUGGAGUCGCGCCCCGAAGCCUGGGGCGUGUGGCGGCGGUGGGUGAGGGGUGUGCCCGGCCCGUGGUGACUUGGUGCGUGCCCGCGUUCGAGAGGCCUUCCCGGCCCGCAGCCAGGCCUGGCGAGGGGUCGAGCGGUGUGCCUGGCGCCUUUGUCAGGUUCUUCAGCAAGUUUGGAUGGUUGUUUUUCUUGCCUAAGGGAUCUGCGUGCUGUGCCAGCGCUGCGGGCCGGAGCUGCCUUAGAGGCCGUGAAGGAUGCUGAGUUGCGACUUGGCAAACUGAAACAUGACUGAUACAGAUGAAUCCCAGGCUUCUGGCUCUGAUUACCCUGAUGCCCAAGAGCUGAUCAGCCAUCAGCAGAAGGAGCCAUCUGAGGUGUAUUCCUGGCAAAGGAAUACAGGAACAGAGCGUUCAUGGUCAAGGCAGAAAGCGGCUGCUCCUGGGGAGUCUUCAGAUCAUCCUGACAGCGUGUGUAAAUCAUCAGCAGCUUCAGCUGAGGUUUUACUGAUUAGCAGUGAUUCAGAAAUUGAUGUCUCUGCUGCUCAUCCUGAGUGCUCCGUUGCUUCAAAGCAGAAAAGAUCUCAAUCUUCAAGGCUGCAAGUUGAAUCUGUUACAGGAGUACCUGACAAUGAAAGUUCCUCAGAUUCUUCUGUGUCUCCCCAAAGUCCAGGGAAAUCAUUGGAAGUUCCCAAGCAGCAGAAGUCAAAACUCAAUUUGAAGGCCAUUUUUGCCUAUCACUUCAGGGGAAGGAAGUUCAAAGCAGCUGCACACCGAAAAUUCAAAAUUCGCACACAGAAGAAAAAAAAGAAGAAAAAGUAUGAGAGCACACAGAUGCCCACGGGGAGGCCCCCACUCACAGCCUCACCUCAGGAGCAAAAGAGGAGGCUUCUAGACAGAGGGUUUCAAUUCCCUUUUGUUGAAAAACAUUAUGGGGAGAAACAUAUUCCCUUAAAGAUGGUUCUUGGCUAUGAGCAAGCAGCUGCAAAGGGAUAUUUCAAGUAUAUUGAAGUGCUUAAAUAUGAAGACCAUCUUAAAAAAGCUUUAAAAGCCCUUCAGGCCAGUGACGACUUAGAAAAAGAAUGUGUGGUGUUUCGGAAACACAAAUACUUAGAUGAUGAGGGUCCCAUUUCCCCUAUUCAGGAGACAGAUGGUGAUGAGGACAACUUGAAUUCUGAUCCUCAGGAACAGUUUGAUGCCAGAAUAGUGGAGAACAGCUCUUUCAUUCUAAGUAGCACAAUUCCCAGUAGAAAAAAGCCAAAGCCAGGAAGAAAACAUGCAGAACCACAGGAAGUGAUUGAAAUAGUGGAUGAAGAAGAUGGUGCUGGAGAGAACUCAGUGCCUCUGCAAGGCUCAGCUCCAUGAGAGGCAGAUGGAGAAAAGAGGAGGCAGUGGUCAUUCUUCAGAUACCUCUUUAAUGGGCCUGCUUGGUUUAAAAGAUCGGUCUGGAGUCUGUGUUGAGCUCUCCACUAAGCUGCCCUAGGCACAUUUGACUUACUUUAAUGUUGCUUUUGGAAGAUGAAAUACCUCAUGGUUUUUUUGCUGCACAAGGGCAACUUUAUCUGAUACGGUUUGGACAACACUGCCAGGAAUUUUCUCUGCUGAAGAUGUUGAAGAACUACUUUAUCUUCAGUGUCUUUGUGGUGUUUCACCCACACUUUCUGUACCAGGGUGUAUCAUACCAGCUGCAGCUUCUGGUGGCUUCCCUGUGGUAAAAUUCCAUGUUAAUUCAUACCCCUUGCAAGCAAGAACAGGAGGGACAGCAGAGAGCAGCUGUUAGUCUUGCAUAUGGCUGUGAAAGCUUCUUACUGUAGGAUGUUGCCAAGUUUGCAUGGUUUGGGACAGUGUAGGAAAUAGCAUGGAAGAAAGCACCUUGUAAAAAUACAGCGUGGGAAACACUGAGCUGAGGGUGGGCAAGUGAAACCUUACAAGAACAUUCUUGAGUAAGAGGAUAGGAACAGAUCUCUCACUUGGCCAUUGCUGUAGGCAACUGCACUGGGAGGUACGUCAGGCUGGCACAGUGUAUGUGAUUCUGAACUCCUCACCACAAUUACCUUGGUCCAAGCUACCUGUCUAGAACUGGAGAGUGUGGUCACUGUCAGCUGCUUCUACUGCUAACAAAUGAACGAACACUGCAUCAGCAGCAGUUGUAACUUCUUUGGGGAUCUCUUGAAUUCUUACAGCUGUUUGCUGACCUGAUUCACAAAUCCAUUAUUUCAGUGGACAUCUGUGCAACAUAGUAGCAAAAGAGGGACAUUCCUGUGAUGGGUGGAACAGAUUGGAAAGCCUCUACUCAGGUGAACCGCACCUGAAGUCCAGUCUGAAGUGGCAUCUUGGUACUCAGAGAAAGUGAAGGAAGAAAUGUAGGAUGCCAUUUCACAGAAGUCUGAAGCUGCUUCAAGGGUUAGUGUGACAUCUGAAAUUCUGCCUGUACCUUAAUGACUGAGGGGCUCUAGUUGGCCAGAAGUCUCUCAGACCAAGCUUACUGAUUUGUGAAGGUUUCAGGGACUGUUUUCAACAUUACACUACUAUACCUUUAUGGAUCAUUCAUUCUGUUAAGGGAAGAAUUUACUGUAACUUAAGUUUGCCCAAAGAAUGUUCAUGUAAAUUCCUCAGUCAAAAAUGAGGUGAACAGGUUAACUGCUUAAACUGAUAGUUUUUUGUUGACCAGUAGUUCAUUUCCUACACUUAGUAGGAAAUCUACAGGGAAGAUUCUGCAAGUUCUGUAGUUAGUUCCCUUUGAUGUUUGCUUCUCAGGUAGCUUGUAAUUGAAAACUUGCUAAUAUGAAGGAGGUGCUAGUGUAUAAUUUACCCUCUUCCUUCCCCAAAAAAUCUUGAAACAACAUAAAAUGACAGUUAGUGGGAUCUGUACCAGAUAACUUUCCAGUCUGCUUGAUUUUUGUCUCUUGUGUUAAUUUAUAGUACCAGAAGUGUUGAGGUCUAUCCCGAUGGGAUCUUUUCUGUAGGUUCAUGUCGUUGGAAACGCCUCACAGAAUAAACUUGUGGUUUGCCUUUACCCACUUAACUACCUGUUAGCUCUGUGGGGUAAAACUGCAAGACAAAUCUUAAAUCCAAAGAUUGUGGGGAUGCCCAGUGUUCUCCAUUAGGUGUACUGGAACAUGCUUGGAAUACAAAACAAAAAGUGAUUCAAGUGGAAAAGCUUGGUUGGAGUCAAAAGUCACCAUGUUCUGGGACUUCAGGUGCCUGAGGAUACAGAACAAGGUGAACUGCCCUGAGUUUAAAAAAUGGAAGCAACCUAUUUGACAGGGUCUGCUGCCAAGUUGCUGCAUGUCAGGGAUGAGAAACAGCUCGUGGAAGCUACCAAAGUGAGAGUGAAGAUCCUGGUGAUGUUGCUGCAAGCCUGCUGCAAAGAACUGCACAGCUGUUACAAAUAAAGAAUCUUCUCUAGAGUAUAUUG